Molecule: messenger RNA, 1309 nt
Organism: Morone saxatilis (striped sea-bass)
Lineage: Eukaryota; Metazoa; Chordata; Actinopteri; Moronidae
Exons: 2
Coding region: 99-1184 (361 amino acids)
Biological process (GO): regulation of DNA-templated transcription
Cellular component (GO): cytoplasm; nucleus
Source: RefSeq, a predicted model, not a curated record
CAGACACCACUUCAGACUCUCUCCAGCAACACAGUUUAAUAAAAAGUGAACAAUGAGCUGCAGUGAAGCGCACUGUGUGGUGAGUUUCCACUAUCAAAAUGUCCUCUGGCGGUAAAAAGUUUGACCGAACCUGCUCGGUGUUUACCAGCUUCCACCUCCCUCUCAUGUCUCUCCUCCAGCGGGGGUCCAGGCCCCCAACCCUGCCUCCUCUCUCCAGCAGGACCCUGGGCCACCCCUCUUUCCUGCCCCUGUACCUGACUGCGGGCUACACACACCCUCACCCGGACUGCCGCGACGUCCACCCCAUCACCCCGGAGGAGUUCUUCUACUCGGACCCGACCAUGAGGUGUGGGAGGAGGGUCCCCAACUCAGUGAGCGAGCUGAAGGUCUUCGAUUGCUUCCAGCUCAACACUCCCUCACCCGUUAUGUCUGCCUGCCCGGCCCCACCAACCCGUCCAGACCCAUUCAGAUCGGGACCCCACCCCACUAGGGAUCUGGGCGACCUUACCUCCUUCAAAAUAAAUACCCUCCACCCUCCAGUGCAGCCAAGCCGGGUCGUCAUCCAGCUUACCCAGGAGGAGGACCAGGCUAUUACUAACCUCCUGAAACUACACCACCAGGAGCCUCUUCACUCCUCUUCAGGUCUGGAGGUUUACAAGCCCUUCUGUAGCGAUGUGCAACAUCUGAGCGAGGCCAGUUCGCAAGGUCAGGGAAGAUGUUGGUCAGAUACUGAGCUCGAGGCAGCCAACACCCUCUUGAGUGGCUUUAGCCUGAUGGAGGGGGACAGAAUCUGGAGCCAAAACCACAACAAAUCAAAAGUAACACAACCUGAUCCUCUGCCAUACCAGCGUCAAAGAUCUGAGACUCCGCCUGGAGCAAUAACUGCUGGUUGCACUCAACAGAACAUCAGCUUUAGUUGUGUCAGAGAAUGUGGAGAACCAGGCUGGGAGGAUUUCGUGUUUCUGGAGGGGAGGAAUGCAGAUAAUGUUCACGUGCAAGUUUGUCAGGAAUACUUGGCAUCGCCUUUACCCCCGAGGCUGUCUUCAGACCGAAAGCCAAAGAGCAGCUCGAGUGUCUCUGGAGAUUUCUCAGAGGUGAAGGAAUGGAUGCUGUCGGACUCUGAGGGAGAUGCUGUGCAUGUACUCCUGAACCUGCGAGACAUGGGAGUGAUGGAUAUUGUCUAGUGAUUGUCUUAAAUCUGAGGGUCUUUUUGUCCCUGGGUAUGUUUUUAAAGGACCAGUGUGUAGACUGUAAAUGUUUGAAUACAGCUCAUCUUGAUGAAAGGGCCAAUCUAGAGCCAGUGUUUGGU